Messenger RNA from Brugia pahangi, 1086 nucleotides. NCBI's taxonomy places the organism in Eukaryota, Metazoa, Nematoda, Chromadorea, Rhabditida, Onchocercidae. The record is from the annotation of a GenBank genome assembly.
AUGGAUGGAAUCAAUUUGGAUGGUUUCAUCUAUGAUUGUUCACCAAAUGGUAUACGAUCAAUUUAUUGUUCUGUAAUUGGUGAAGUUUGCUUAGAUGAAACAACGGAAGUAAUUAGCAGAAGUAGAAAGCCUAAUAUUGGAAUGUGGUGCAAGUUUAAGCCAUUCUGCCAGGAAAAUGGAAAAUGGUUUGCCCGAAAGAUUGUAUUAAUGGCACAUCCACGAUUGAAAUGCCUUAUUAGAGAGAACGAAUGUAUUGUUAAAGGAACAGCAGUUGUAUGCAAUGUAAGCGAUUGUUCUGGUUACCUGUGGAAUGACUAUAUCGGAUUAAUUGCCGUCGAAGGACAAAUGGUAAAUCAACUGAAACCGCUAACUGCUGUUGAAUUUCAGGCAUUACCACUCAGGAAAAGCGGUACAUCAGUGUACUUUAUGGCUAAGGAAAUAAGUGUUGAAUCGGAAAGUGUAUUUCAAUCUGAAGUGCUAAUUUUCACGCAAAAAGCCGAGGUAAAAGCAGAUGGUCGAGUCUAUGUGUCGGAUUGUGCUAUUACUUUACUGGAUAUAGCAUAUUCUGCUGAGCCGAUUAUCGGUACAACAAUAUCGAUUCUUUAUUACAGAGCAUACAAUGAUUAUGCUUCUGGCAUUGGUAUUUAUGCAACUACUGAUAGUAAUACUGUUGCUGGAAUCAGAGACGAUUUCUUUACAACUAAACGAUGUUUCGAAUUAUGUGCUGAAUGUACAGAAGUUGAACAGUUCAGUAAUGCUUGUGAAGAUCUGAAUACAGUAUCUGACCAAUCACUAGUUAUCGACGAUGAAAUACCCACUAUAAAAAUUGAUAUUUCGGGGUCACCAAUCAGGAACAUUACCGAAUUUGCGGAAAGCAACGAAAAUAAUCAUUCGACGAAUGCUUCGAAAAUGCUUGUUUCAUUAUCGAAUGAUAGCAACUGUUCGAUGAAUCAAAAUUUCCAGCCACUCAAUUCUAUCGUUUUGGACAAUGAGUUGAAUUCUAGUGACAAAUUUCCUCUCAACUCAUUUGCUGAAAAGGUUAAAGUAGCAGAGUGGGUGAAGGUUUGCUUGACAUGUAGCAAAUAA